Dicrocoelium dendriticum is the source of this 555-nucleotide messenger RNA. The record is from the annotation of a GenBank genome assembly. NCBI's taxonomy places the organism in Eukaryota, Metazoa, Platyhelminthes, Trematoda, Plagiorchiida, Dicrocoeliidae.
CCUUGAUACUGGCCAUGAGGUGCGUUUUCUCUGCUUACAAGCUACUACGCGGGUGGAGUUAUCCUGCUCAAAUAACUUCGACGUUUGCCACAAUGUCUACGGAAGUGGAGAAGGCGCAUCAAGCCAGAGAUAGUGGUCAGCCGACCAUCUUCUCCAAAAUUAUCAGCGGAGAAAUUAAGGCCGAUAUUAUUUAUGAGGAUGAUAUAUGCUUAGCGUUUAACGACAGAAGUCCUCAAGCUCCGGUGCAUUUCUUAGUUAUUCCUAAAGUUCAGAUUCCCUCACUGGAUGCUACUAAAGCCAGUGAUGAACAGCUGCUUGGCCAUCUCAUGCACAUUUGCAGCGUAGUUGCCAAAGAAAGAAAGCUGAAUAAUGGAUACCGGGUGGUUGUUAAUAAUGGCCGUGAUGGUUGUCAAUCCGUUUAUCAUCUGCAUUUGCAUGUUCUUGGUGGCAGACAGUUGGGUUGGCCACCUGGCUAACCCUCUUCACCAAACCUGAGUAUUACUCUGUCUUCUACUCACCUUUUACUCAUAAUAUACUGUUUUCGCGAAUAUCGUA